CCCUCCCGCCUCGCCCCGGUGGGGAUUACAGGGGAAAUGGAACUAGGGUGGGAGGGAAGCGGAGACACAAUAUAAGCACGUCCGCCCCGGCCGGACCCGCGACAGAGACAGACGCCGGCGCCAUGGACGUGAGGACGCCCGGGACCACAGGCCUCGCAGUCCUGUCUGGCUCGCUCAUCUUCCCCCCGCUGCUGACUCUGGUAGUGGGCUCAGCCCUGGCCCGGGAUGCAGUGCUACCGUGCCCGGAGAACGGCCUGAACGUGACGCUGACAAGGACCGAGCCUGAGAUGUCCAUGAAUGAGACGUUGAUCCUGUCCUGCAAAGGCUGUAGCCGAUUUGCUCACUCCAGCUUCCUGUACUGGCUGGGCAACGAUACCUUCAUAGAAAAUCUGCCGGGCAAACUAUGGGAGGACAAGACUCGGAGGCUGCGGGGGAACGGAGUGACCUUGCUGCAACGAGACCUGGUGCUAGAGGAGCCGAGCCCCGACCUGCGAAACAUCCCGUUCUCCUGUGUUCUGGUGGACCCUGUCCAGGUCUUGCAGCGUGAAGUGCUCCUGGCCCAGCUCUGGGAGCCGGAUGGGGGAACACCCCCAACUACUUAUGGACCUGAGGAAGAAGCCCAGCCAGCAGCUCCAAGGAAAUCGGACUAGGCCUGACCAGUGGAGGCAGCACAUGGGGCGAGGAAGUCUCCCAAUAAAAUGUUAAUCCCA
Messenger RNA from Antechinus flavipes (yellow-footed antechinus), 710 nucleotides. RefSeq names its product interleukin 18 binding protein (gene IL18BP). Lineage: Eukaryota; Metazoa; Chordata; Mammalia; Dasyuromorphia; Dasyuridae. Bases 123 to 650 code for a protein of 175 amino acids. The record is from RefSeq and is a predicted model, not a curated record. Gene Ontology annotation, molecular function: interleukin-18 binding. The transcript has 6 exons.